GAUCAGCGAGAAUUGGACAAUGGUGUAAAAGCGUUUGCUUGGAUAAAAUUUAUGUCCAAGUGCAUCGGAGUUUGGCCACUAAAGCCGAAUUAUCAUCUCUCGAACUUAAUUUUUCUAUAUUUCACCUACGCAAUGUUCACCGAGUACGUUAAUUUAUUUUUCUGCCUUCCGAAUCUGAAGAAAGUAAUCGGCAAUCUCACCGAAACACUGUCUUUUACGCAUAUUUACGUUCGUACAGUGAUACUGAGAGUGUACAUCAAGACUUUGGGCGAAGUAAUGUCUGAGUCUUUGAAGGAUUAUCAUGAAUGCGCGUAUAAAACUUCCGAGGAAGUUUACGAGCUCAUGACUUUUAUGAAAAAAGGCAAAUUGUUCAUAAAGUGUGCCUCGAUUUUCUCAUUCUGGACCAUCAGCUCUUGGUUCCUGCGGCCUAUAACUUCGGGGUUAGCUUCACCACCGCGAAAUUCCACAUUCAAUAUCGCUGCAUACCCUUUGCCGUACAAAUUUCAUGUUUUUUAUGAGAUAAAUAGUUACAGAACUUAUGUGUUAACUUACAUUUCGUGGAGUCCCUUUGCUUUUAUCAUCGGGUUCGGUCACGUGACAUCAGGAUGCUUCUUGAUAAUAUUGACAUUUCACGUCAGUGGAAAACUCGCUGUUUUGGCUACAAGGAUCGAUGCCCUGAAGUAUAAAAGUGAAGGCAUCAGAAAAGAACUCAAUGAAAUUAUUUUUGAGCAUAGCAGAUUACUCAAAAUGGGGGAGGGAAUAAAACGUGCUUACGCUCCGUCGUUAUUAAUAUACUUUAUGAACGGAAGUAUAUUGUUGACGUUUAUUGGAUACAAAAUACUCGUUUCCUGGACUGUCAGAGACAACAAAAAUUUGACUCCGUACUACAUUUUUAUCAGUACGGUAUAUCUUGCCAUGUGCGUUUUUUGUACGCUCAGUGAAAAUCUAAUAGCGCAAUCAAAAAAAGUUUCCAAUGCAUUUUGGAAUUGUCAGUGGUACAACAUGCCCCAUGAUUGCGCUAAAGAUAUUAUUUUUUGUAUCAAGCGAUCACAAAAACCACUUUGUUUAACUGCUGGUUCAUUUGUUACUCUUGGAAGCAGUACUCUAACUGAUGUCACCAAAACAAGUAUGGGAUACUUGUCCGUCUUACGAAGCUUCAUGGUUUCAGAACAAUCUGCUUAA
Molecule: messenger RNA, 1182 nt
Organism: Cotesia congregata
Lineage: Eukaryota; Metazoa; Arthropoda; Insecta; Hymenoptera; Braconidae
Source: the annotation of a GenBank genome assembly